Tyto alba (common barn owl) is the source of this 1582-nucleotide messenger RNA. It is a transcript of the gene MRPL3, whose product is annotated as mitochondrial ribosomal protein L3. Gene Ontology annotation, molecular function: structural constituent of ribosome. The transcript has 10 exons. Gene Ontology annotation, biological process: translation. The record is from RefSeq and is a predicted model, not a curated record. NCBI's taxonomy places the organism in Eukaryota, Metazoa, Chordata, Aves, Strigiformes, Tytonidae. The coding region runs from base 112 to 1128 and encodes 338 amino acids. Gene Ontology annotation, cellular component: mitochondrial large ribosomal subunit; ribosome.
UCGAGUGAGCCGCAGGGAGCGCGGGCCGGAACCUUCUUUUUUCCGCGGCCGCCCGGAAGGUUUUCAGCGCGGGAGCAGGAGGCGCCGGAAGCGGGAGGCGGCGGCGGCGGCAUGGCGGGCUGGGUGCUGCUGGGCCGGCUGUGGGGCCGGCUGUGGGCGGCAGCGGGGCCUUCCGCCCACAGGGGGCAGCUGGGCUUUGUAGUCAGGCACAUUGACAGUGCAACGUGGUGGAGUGAGCAUCUUUCUGAAAAGAAUGUCCAGUUCCUCAAGAAGAUAACUGCGGAGGAAUACAAAGCUCAGACAGUCAGCAAACUGUGCCCUCUGAAAGAUGAACCGUGGCCGCUGAAUGAGUGGAAGCCAGAUUCCGUCCGAGUUGGUGUUGUUGCAGUAAAACUGGGAAUGAUGCCAAUAUGGACCAAGUCAGGAAAAAAACAUGCUGUCACACUACUUAAGGUGCAAGAUUGCCAUGUUUUAAAGUACAUUUCAAAGGAAGAGUCUGGAGGGAAAACAUGUAAACUACUUGUUGGAGGCAAAAACGCAUCUCCUUUUCAUAAACCAGAGUCUGCACUGGAAAUUUUUAAAGAAGCUGGAGUGCCACGGAAGCAGAAAAUUACAACAUUUAGUGUAACAGAUGAUGCCAUAAUUAAACCAGGUACUCCUUUGUAUGCUGCUCAUUUCCGCCCAGGGCAGUUCGUGGACGUUACUGGAAAAACAAUCGGUAAAGGAUUUCAAGGUGUCAUGAAAAGGUGGGGGUUUAAAGGUCAGCCUGCAACCCAUGGCCAGACGAAAACUCACAGACGUCCUGGAGCAAUAUCUACCAAUAAAGCCUCCAAAGUUUAUCGUGGAAAGAAAAUGCCGGGUAAAAUGGGUAACAUCUAUAGGACAUCUUUUGGAUUAAAGGUGUGGAGGAUCAACACAAAACAUGACAUUAUUUAUGUGAAUGGGUCUGUUCCAGGUCACACAAAUUGUCUGGUGAAGGUCAGAGACAGCAAAUUGCCUACUUACAAGGACUGCAAUAAAAACCCUCCAUUCCCUACAUUUUUUGCUGAUGGAGAUGAAGAACUACCAGAAGACCUGUAUGAUGAAGAGAUUUUCCAGUUCACGGAUCCAUCUGUCACAUAUGCAUAAUGUUCUUCACAUCCUUGAAAACACAAUUUUGUUAUUUUCACAAACUUUGCAAUGCUGUAUAAAAGCAAACCUAUGAACUGUAGUCUGGCCAACUGACUGGAACACUUCAGAUAUUGCCAUUUUGGUCAGGUUAUAAGAUUUACCACUGUCAAUUUCAAACCUGUAUUUAAGGCAGCAGAUGAGUGAGGGACAGGUUGUAAAACACACAGAACAGUUUGUCUUCAGCGGUCUUCUGUCCUCCUGUCUCAGGCUGUGAGAACUUGCACAUUUCUGAAAAACUGUUUUGAAGAUGGUUCCAUUUAAUUUUCCGAAUGAUACCAAACUCUGUUUCUCUGUUGGGAGAAGUAUUCUGGCCAUCUCUGGUCAAUCAAAAAAACUUCUAAAUCUGCUUUGGCAUCUGGGGGGAUCUGUGAAGAAUAAUCCAAAAUAAAACAAGAAAAUGCAUUGCUCUGUA